This is a messenger RNA of Prosopis cineraria, 835 nucleotides long. RefSeq lists its product as uncharacterized. The transcript is spliced from 3 exons. Gene Ontology annotation, molecular function: structural constituent of ribosome. Gene Ontology annotation, cellular component: ribosome; mitochondrial large ribosomal subunit. Gene Ontology annotation, biological process: translation. NCBI's taxonomy places the organism in Eukaryota, Viridiplantae, Streptophyta, Magnoliopsida, Fabales, Fabaceae. The record is from RefSeq and is a predicted model, not a curated record. Bases 98 to 532 code for a protein of 144 amino acids.
ACUAAGGAAGGUGGGACCCGGCCUGAAAAUUCUUCCUCCCCGCUUUGCUCUGGUUCAACAGGGCUUAGGGGGAAGCUCUGAAAUUUCAGUGUGAAAAAUGGCAUCGAAAGCCCUUUUUAAUAGUGUAAUCUCUUUGUUGAAGCGGUUUUCGAACUUGUUGCUUCACCGAAGUUUGCAUUCGAAUCACCAGGCUGCAUCGCCUGCCCUUGAAAUCGCUCCCAAGCUAUUCCCUUCCGUCUCCAAGCUCCCUACUUCUCUCCAACUUCCACAAAAUGAGGCCGAAUCGCCAAACAAGUUCGCUCCUGAUAGGUUCCUGUACCCUUGUGGCCUUUCCUCUCUCCGAUUCUUCUUACCUGAUGGGGAUGCUUCUUCAUCAGAGAAACCAAUGCUUUUAUUCCCCGAAAGGACAUUCCAACCCAGCCUUAUCCGGCGAAAGAGGAAUCAUGGCUUUUUCGCUCGGAAGGCAACCAAGGGUGGCAGAAGAGUCAUUGCUCGAAGAAUAGCAAAAGGUCGGUCGAGGAUUACGGCUUAGUUCCUUGGAAUCUGGGGCUGAAUACUCUCGUCUAGAGACUUGAUGAGAAACCAUACAUGCAAUGGUGCAAUAUUUUAGGGAUAUGUGAUGUAUUGAGUUGUUUGUACAUUCAGUUGAUAAUCCAAUAUGCACGAUGGAGAUUCUUGUCAGUUGCAAUUUCCAAUGCAGUCCAUUUAUCUGUCUAUGAAUCUUAGCUUUUCCAAUUCUAGUCUCAAGUUUUGUGAGCACAACAAAUGUAUGAUUUUGUCAUGACCAAAUUGCAAAGAACUUGACGCACGUCUCAUAUUGGAAAUUUGAGGUUAA